AUGGCGCCGGUGCAGAUUAGUCUACAGGUGGGCAAAGAAAAAUUUCAGUGGCAAGAUGGGCUCGAGAAAUGCGAUGACAAGGAAGACAAGGACAUUCGAAAAUUACUUGUCCUCUCCAAAGCGGUAGGUUGGCAGACUUUGCAAUACCACGAGGAUCUGAAAAGGAACAUUCUUUCAUUUCAAUACUUCGGAGCAUUCAGAACGUGA
Penicillium samsonianum is the source of this 207-nucleotide messenger RNA. RefSeq lists its product as uncharacterized. NCBI's taxonomy places the organism in Eukaryota, Fungi, Ascomycota, Eurotiomycetes, Eurotiales, Aspergillaceae. The transcript has 2 exons. The record is from RefSeq and is a predicted model, not a curated record. Bases 1 to 207 code for a protein of 68 amino acids.